GUGCCUCAGGGCGGGACUCAACUACCCCUACACCCACUCUCCUGACAGACAGUUUUAGAUGAGUAGUCUACAGACGGACUAAUUGUGAACAUGUUAACGGGGAACUAGCGGCCACUGACUAAUUAGAGUUCGAAGACACUAGUAAAUACGCAUCACAUUCCAUGUGGACUUUGCACUUAGAGAUCUAAUAUCUCAGCCAGAGUCGGAGAGUUUGGACUCAGUUCUUAAUCCUCUAUUACCAAAGUUACUCCGAGGCGUCGACUUUUUGUACACUGAAGGGACAUAACUUUGAAAGAUCAUCAUGCCUCGGUCUUUCCUUGUGAAAAAGUAUUUUACCAACAAGAGACCUAAUUACAGCGAACUUGAAGAACAAAAUGACGCCUCAUUGGAGAGGUACCCUCUGGCUGAGCUAGCCCCAGGCGACAGCAGUACCGUCACCUGCAUUACUGCUGGUCUACUAUGGGACGUGAGUCUGCUUCCAGCCCUGCAACUACCCAUGUCCCCGGCUAGCCUGUCCUCCUCUACAGCCCCACUGGACCUCAGUUCUCCUUCCAGCCUCAGCAGCAGCAGCAGCAGUAGUAGUGGGGAUGAAGAUGAAGGGGGUCGCACCUCUGACCCCCCCAGCCCCGAGUCCACAGAGAACUACAGGCCCCCCCAGCGACCACGCCGUGCCACCAGCGGCAAGAGCCGGGCGGGGGCCAGAGAAGAGCAGAGGGAAGCCACAGCGGUGACCGCUGCUGCCAGACCGGCCUUCUUUUGCAAGCACUGUCCCAAAGAGUACACCAGCCUGGGCGCCCUGAAGAUGCACAUCCGCUCACACACGCUGCCCUGUGUGUGCCCCACCUGCGGAAAGGCCUUCUCCCGACCGUGGCUGCUGAGGGGCCACAUCCGCACACACACAGGUGAGCGACCUUUCUCUUGCCCGCACUGUAACCGUGCGUUUGCCGACCGCUCCAACCUGCGGGCCCACCUGCAGACCCACGCUGACGUAAAGAAGUACCAGUGUGGCACCUGCUCGCGCACCUUUAGCCGCAUGUCCCUGCUGCAGAAACACAGCUCCGCCGGCUGCAGUGUGCCCGCUGUCUGACCACAAGGCAUUCUGGGAGGACACAGGAGGACAGGUGUUGGGUUGGAGUCAUCGUUGUCCCCUCCCCCACCUGCCUAACCUC
This is a messenger RNA of Clupea harengus (Atlantic herring), 1169 nucleotides long. It is a transcript of the gene snai1a, whose product is annotated as snail family zinc finger 1a. The record is from RefSeq and is a predicted model, not a curated record. Lineage: Eukaryota; Metazoa; Chordata; Actinopteri; Clupeiformes; Clupeidae. Gene Ontology annotation, biological process: regulation of DNA-templated transcription. Gene Ontology annotation, molecular function: RNA polymerase II cis-regulatory region sequence-specific DNA binding; DNA-binding transcription factor activity, RNA polymerase II-specific.